This is a messenger RNA of Lucilia cuprina (Australian sheep blowfly), 854 nucleotides long. Its product is annotated as E3 SUMO-protein ligase NSE2-like. Gene Ontology annotation, biological process: double-strand break repair via homologous recombination; protein sumoylation. The transcript has 2 exons. NCBI's taxonomy places the organism in Eukaryota, Metazoa, Arthropoda, Insecta, Diptera, Calliphoridae. Gene Ontology annotation, molecular function: SUMO ligase activity; zinc ion binding. Gene Ontology annotation, cellular component: Smc5-Smc6 complex; nucleus. The record is from RefSeq and is a predicted model, not a curated record. Bases 108 to 743 code for a protein of 211 amino acids.
UAAGUUAUCGUUCAAUUUGCGAUCACUAAUAUAUACAAAAAAUGUUUAUUAUUUAUCCGAAGGCGCAAAAAACAUAUUAAAAUUUAUAAUUUCUAUAACAAAUCAUUAUGAACGCUCAAUUAAACGCUGAAUUGGACAAUGCACUACAAUGUUUGUUAGAAACCUAUCAAUUAGCUCAAGAAUUUGGCGAUGAAGAAUGGAAAAAUCCUCGUACUUAUUUGGAAAUGGCUUGUAAAUUAUUAACAACUAAAGAAAAUGCCAAACGUAUGGAUGACGCCCUUGAAGUAGCCAAAGAGCAAGCUAACGUUGAAGAUUUCGAAAAAGAAUAUCAAAAUCAAUUGAAUGUGCGCUUGUCCAAAAAGUAUGAUGUAAAGAAAAGUUCAGAUUUUAAGAAUUUCAAGCAGCAAUUACUGCAAAUUGCCCAAGCAAUGGAACAAGAUAGUGAGGCAGCCGCCGGUAAUAAUGCGACACGCAUCGAAAGUGAUGAUUUCGUAAUGGAAAGUGAGAUUAACGUAUAUGAUCCGCUAACAAAACAGCGUAUGCAAAAUCCGGUACGUAAUACGCUGUGUAAACAUCAUUAUGAAAGAUCUUCGAUUUUGGAAGCCAUAAAAAUCAACAAACGUUUAAGAUGUCCCGUAGCGGGAUGUUUCAAUAAGGAGUAUGUCAUACAGCAGCAUUUGGUCGAUGAUAAUGUAUUUAAAAUACGUCUACAAAAAAUGCAGGAAGCUGAAGAUGAUGAAUAAUACAAUUUCAUUUACUUUACUAGACAUUUUUUUCAUUUUAUUAUUUAUUUUUUUUUAACUGUUACACAUAAAUAUUUUAUAUUCUUAUUAAAUAAACACCAUGAAUUGUUA